Schizophyllum commune H4-8 is the source of this 750-nucleotide messenger RNA. RefSeq lists its product as uncharacterized. The transcript has a single exon. Lineage: Eukaryota; Fungi; Basidiomycota; Agaricomycetes; Agaricales; Schizophyllaceae. The record is from RefSeq and is a predicted model, not a curated record. The coding region runs from base 180 to 653 and encodes 157 amino acids.
CGCUAGACAACAAGCUGAAGACGAUACUUUCCGGUCAAUCCUGAACCUACAGAAGACAUGUGAAGGAGGCGAAGGCACACGAAAAAAAGUGGCAGCGACACGUGAUCGCGGGAAGAAGUGCAAGUUGAACUCUGGCAGUUGCGGGCUGUAUUCACUAGGGGCGCGCGAAGGUGCCAGUGAUGUCAAGAACCAUUACCUCUCAUCUAUACGAGCUUGGAGACAUACAUCAUGGUCUUCAGAGGAGUGGGAAUCAAAAGCGAGCACGAUCGGCGACGCAUCGUAAAUUUGAGCAAGUGUCCGCAAGUCGUCGAACGGAGCCUAUGAGUGAUCUCCGCGGCAUUUUUGCAGAUCAUACAGACCAUUGCACGCAUUUUCGGCCUCAGUGGCCGCCAACGUCGCAAGCCCGAGCCGGAAGAAAACCAGAUGCUUGCGGCGUCUUUACAGGUAGCGAAGUGAAGAGUCUAGACCAAGUCCCGGAGGGGCUCCGCGUAGAUCAGCCAGUUGUACGCAGGUUGUCCGUUUCCUUUGAAUCUUCGACGAUUGUGGUCGGAUCAAAGUGCCACAGUGGUGGGAAGAGAGCAAGGGCUCGUCCAGGACCAGAAAUUCGAGAACCUCAUAGACCUCGUCGAGUCCGUGAUUUCCUCGCAGGGUAGUCUGCGAUUCAACCGUCGAUGUUCGACUUGACUGUGAGUUGGCUCAAUUUGCGGCGCGGGUGUCGAGCUGCAAGUCCGCCCGCUCGGUUGGAUUUAA